This is a messenger RNA of Micromonas commoda, 633 nucleotides long. RefSeq lists its product with no specific name. Bases 1 to 633 code for a protein of 210 amino acids. NCBI's taxonomy places the organism in Eukaryota, Viridiplantae, Chlorophyta, Mamiellophyceae, Mamiellales, Mamiellaceae. The transcript has a single exon. The record is from RefSeq and is a predicted model, not a curated record.
AUGGGGACCGCGGGCACCCCGAUGGUCGACAAUGCUGGGGACGAGGAUGAAGAGUCGUCCGACGAAGAGGAAGAAGUCGUGAUGGAAACGGCGAGAAAGCUCGAGUGCGACAGCGCAUGGAAGAAUCACGCCCGAGUCCAAGUGACACUGCCCGCGGGGAUGCAGCCGAACGUCGUGCACAUCAACACCUUUUGUUCCAACGAGAACAACAAGUUGUGGGGGGAAAUCGGGUACACGGAGGUGGCCGCCCUUCCCCACACGGCGACCAAUCGCUUCAAGAUCACCGACGACCUCGUCAAGGCAUACGCGAAAAUCGCCGCGCGCGCGAAUGACCUCGGGCUCAGCAAACCCGCCGAGGACGGCGGCUCCAAGGUCAUGUUGAUGCCGCUGGUGACGGAAACGUUGCAGAGGCAAGGAAUGGUGAGGAGGAGGAGCCGGCGCCGGCGACGCCGUUGGCGACGACCGCCCCACCGGAGGCGGCGCCAUACACGCCUCUGGGCACGCCGGAUGACCCCGUCACCAUCGACAUCGACCUCGCUCAGUGAGACACGCGCCCCCUCGCGGGAUGGAUGGGAUGGUGAUGGUUGUUUUGAGAGCCGCUCGAAGGCCGCUCGAAGUGUUAUAUGGAUUUGA